Lepus europaeus (European hare) is the source of this 7185-nucleotide messenger RNA. RefSeq names its product poly(rC) binding protein 4 (gene PCBP4). Gene Ontology annotation, cellular component: cytoplasm; nucleus. Gene Ontology annotation, molecular function: mRNA binding. NCBI's taxonomy places the organism in Eukaryota, Metazoa, Chordata, Mammalia, Lagomorpha, Leporidae. The record is from RefSeq and is a predicted model, not a curated record. The transcript has 12 exons. Gene Ontology annotation, biological process: negative regulation of mRNA splicing, via spliceosome. Bases 5378 to 6589 code for a protein of 403 amino acids.
GGGGUCCUGGCUCCGGGACACUGGGAGACUGCGAAGAACGCGCUCCCUGUCCCAUAUCGCUGAGACUUGUACAGGUGGGGGCUCUUGGCCGCCAGAGGAGCGCUGUGCAGCAGGGAGGGGGCUUCCUGGACCUUAGAUCUCAGGUCUGAGGCCCCCAUCUCACCCGUGUUUCUUUCCUCUGGGCCUGCUCUUUCCUGGACCUCCUGUUCUGGGUUCGGGUUCUGCUCGGUGUCUGCUCCUGGCCAAGUAUCCACCCCUGGCCAUGCUCUGCGGUCCUAGGAGCAGCCAGACACAGACCCUCCAGGCCAGGGUUGCAUGGAGAUGAGAGUUGGGAGCUCAGUGGUCCUUUCUGUGCCUGGGGCUCUUUGGCCUCAGCUCUGACCUGACUCCUUGGCUGGGCUCCUGGGUGGGUGAGGGUGGGGGGCUCUGCUCUCACUUCAGCCUGGCCCUGGUGCCUGCCUGGCCAGGAGAGGGAGGCGCCUGCCUCCUCACUCCCAUGGCCCAGGCCCGCCAUCUUGAGACCUGUGGCACCCAGGGCCCCGCCCGGGUCCAGCACCCAGGGGAGUGGUCUUCAAGGGGAUGCACCCAUGUCCACUUGCAUCCCUUUCUCCCCAAAUGUGGGGCCCUGGGUCCCCCCAACCUUGGAAGAUCACCUUCAUGCUGGAUGAACAGGACACGCAUCCUCGGGGGCUCUUCUUCCCCUACAAAGAGCACUUGCACCCCAUACACUCCCCAGGAGCUGAGCCCGGCCUUCGCUCUUCCCUGGGGUCCCCCACUCACUCAGGGCCGGCACCUGGCAGGCUGUUCUGUCCCUAUCUGAAGAUCCUCUGCCCCUCCAGGUCCUGGAGCCCUCUCAACCUCCGAGGCGCCCCCAGCCCAGCCCCCACCCCCGGCCUUCAUCAGCAUGCAGGCUCAGGCCGCCUAAACACAAGGGGAUUGUUCUCUUCGCAUGCUCUGGGUCCGGGGCUGGGAGCAGGCGGCCCACACACCCUGGCAGGCCCAGGCCACUGGGAGGCUGGCUUGCCCCACCCUGUGUCCCCAGACAGGCUCUGUGCACUCUCGCUGCUCCCAUCACUGCCCCCCUGGUGCUUGAUCCCUGGAGGAAGGCGCUCCAGGCUGCACAGGUGGACCCCCAGGGUUCCCAGCUCCUCCAGUGGCUUCCCACAUCGCCUGCCUUCCUGGCUUGACUGGGGAGACUUCCAGCUGUGACAGGCUGAGGCCACCUCCCUGCCGUGCAGCCCGUCCCACACGCCAACUCUCCUUCCAGUACCCCUUCUCCAGAGGGUGAGGCCACUUUGCAAAAUUCAUAUCCCCCCUGGAGGCCAUAGACCCCAGGAACACAGCAGGGGCAGGGGCUGGCGGUGCCACGGAAGAGCUGGGGGUCCUGUGUGGUGCGUCCCUCACUGCUCCCCUGGGAUCCUCAGCCCCAGGGCCCCUGAACCUGAUGGUUCCUAGUGUCCCCGGCCCGUGUGAGCCCCAGUUCUCCCUGCAUGUUCAGCCCGGUUCUGUCUCAAGUUUCUGUCCUGGAGCUCUCUGGACUGGAAAGACAGGCUCGGACACGGGACUGCUCUGCGUUGCAGCCGUCUCCCCGAGGGGCGCGGGGCCACAGUGAUUCCAUCUCCCUGGGAAAGCUGGGGAGGGCUCUGCCCAGGAGGGGCACUUCUGAGAGUGGGGAGGCCGGGCAUCUGAGGCUGGGAUCAGCUGGGACAGAGGCUGGAGGUUCUAGGUGUGUUCUGCAGCCUGGUGUGUAUGGGGGAUGGGGUAGAGAUGAGCCAGGUCAGCAGGGGCCAGACCAUGAAGGCCUCGAUUGUUUGUCCAUGGAGAUCAGACUUCGUUUCUUGGGCACUGGGGAUCCAUGGAUGGCUGUUGAGUAGUAGAUAGCGUGUAGCCUCCAGCAUGGAGAAUGGAUGCUAGAGACCUUUCUCAACUUGGGUGAGGCAGCAGGGAUUGGGUACCAGUGACCAAGGCUGUGCCGUGAGGCUGUGGCCUCCUCUGGGAGCCUAGCCUGGGCCUGGGCCUGCCUUGGUUUCUCUUAGCUACGAAGACUCAGGGUGCUGCCUAGUGACACUGUGAGGACGACGUAGCAUUUCUGAUCUGGUUCCUUCUCUGCCUGGCGCUUUGUUUAUGAGACGGACCCGAAUCAGAGAACAGGGGCUGGAGCUUGUGGCCCCCAGGCUGCUCCUCUGGAGGCCCUGUCUCCCCCUCCUGCCUCCGGAAGUGGGCAUGAUCGAGGCUGGGUGCGUGGCCUGAGGCCUGGGUUUCAGGGGCCUGAUGGGGCAGGGUGAGCAUCUCCAGAGAAGGGGAUGGGCAGGGGAGCCCGGAUCCCUGGCCGCCGAGCCCUCCAGCCCCAUUGCCACACCCUGCCUCUGCUGAUGCUCCGAGCCAUUCCUCAGCAUCACUGGGUGUGGCCAGCGCAACCGCUUUUGGAGUGGGAAUAGGAGAAGGUGGCUGCUAGGUUGGAAGCUGGGGGUGGUGAGGGGGAUGCUGGGAGAUGUGGAAUGAAGCUGGAGACGGUACCCCCCCCAGCCCAGGUGGGUCCGCAGGCAGGCCCUAGCUGGCCGGACAGUGGCCAGAGCAGCCCAGGGAAUCCCCUGAGGGGCGCGGGCUACUUGAGUUGCCUGGCCCCAGGAGCCCUCCCCUCCCUGGGAUUGUUCUUGCUCCAGAACAAAGCCAGGGUGGACACUUGAUCCCUGCGUGUGGGGGGAGCUGGCUAAGCCCCCGGCCCUUUGAUUGGGCAGCUGUCAUGGGAGAGAGACAGCUGGGGGGGAGGGGCAGGAAGGGGGCAGCCGCCAUCGCUUACACAGCUGUCACCACCCUCCCCACCCUCUCCAGCCCGAGUGGCAGGAAGCCAGGGACAGAAGGAGUGGGCACCGGGACUGGGGAGGGGGCCUGGGGCGCAGGAGGGGAGGCCCGAGGUCAGAGGCCCUGUCUGAGCUUGUUAUGUUCUGCCUGGGAGCCCUGCUGACCAGAGGGGGCUGGGCACCGUCGGAGGUGAGCUGGAGGUCAGUGUGGCAUGAUGUGCGGCUGCCACGUGGGUGGCCCAGCAGGGACCCACCAGACAGGAGCCGCAGAGAGUCAGGGAGCCAGGGACACCCAGCGGCGCUGCUCCUUCUUGGGGCUCGAGGAGAAUUUGGGAAAUGUGGGUCAGGGCCCCUUGUUCUCUCCUGUAGGCAGAAAGCACCCUCAGGGUCUCUGGGAAGGGGAGGGCACAGGCCAGCAAUCCUCCUCCCACCCUCAGCCUCCAAACAUAGCACAGGUGGGUGGACCGAGAGCCUGGCCAGGUCAUUCACUCAACUGGGGCGGCGGGUCUGUACCGUGGCAGGUGCUCCGGGCCUGGCUGUGUUCCAGCCCCUGCCCUUUUUGUCCUGGGGCCGCAAGAGGAGAUGUGGAGUUGAUGUGGGGACAGUGUCAGGGUUCUCACUGGUUGGCAUCCCAAAGGGGUCUGUGAGCCCCAGAAAACUGGAGCUUAAGACAGUGGCCCUGGACACGUUGUCAGCCCUCUGCAGACAGGCUCAUGGCUGCUAGGCAGGCAGAGGGCCCUCGGAGAUGGCCGAAGCCUGCAGCUGGUCCCCGAGGACGACUAACGGACCCCACAGGAACAGCCUGAAUGGGAGCACGUGGUGGGGCCGGGACAGCCUGGAGAGCAGGCAGGACCCUGCCACCCCCUCCUCUCUGACCGUCUCAGCAUCAGCUUCCCUUGCCAGGCAGGGCGUUCCCGGGGACGCUCACCAGCGUGUUCUGAACAGAGCCCCGAGGACACAAGAAGGCAGCAGGCAGCCUUGGCUCCUGCUCUCAGGGGCUCCCGGGCUUGGCUGUCCGGGAGGCUGAAAGCAAGCACGUCAUCACACGCGCUUUGAUGGGGGAAGUGCAGGCAGCCAGGGGAAUGUGGAGCAAGGGCAGCCAGCACGGGGCUGGCCAGGAUGCUCGGCGAGCACAGUGCCCACAUCCAUGGCUGCUCUGCAGCCUCUGGAGAGCCUGGGGCAGAACUGGACGGGAAAGAGGAGCAGGUGCGGGGGGGAGGAGGGAAUAGGGUUGUCCUGGCCAUGAGUGGGCCCAGAAGCAGAGAUCCCCAGAACCAGGCGGGAGUGCCCCCUUCCAUUCCAUGGCCAAACCCUGGCUAGCAAGGGGAUCGGGCAGAGCUCACGCCCUUGACCCUCGUGUCAGGAUGGGCAGAGGCCUCCGUGUGUGCCAAGCCCAGCACUCAUCCUUUGCCCUCACACCCUCCUGGGCAGAAAGCAUUUGUAGGGUGAUAGCUCAGUCUUGGCCCAGACUUGGCACCAGCUGGUCACACUCCCCGUCCUCCUCCUUGGGUUCUGGUCCCCCAGUGAGCUGCCCAUCAAGGCUGAGCCUUGGCAGGAGACAGCCUUCAAAGGAGAGGGAUUUCCAAGCAGGAUUAAGGUUCAGGAUUAAGCUGGGGCUUGAAAAGGGGUCGGGCGGGGAGGGCUGGCGGCUGAGCUAAUCCCAGCAGCUAAUCGCAGGCUCCACCCUCCAGCACCGGUUAGUGGCCGUGACAUUCCUACGGCCCACCACCCACCGAACCCCUUUCUUACCCAGCACCCAGUCCUAGGGGCAGCGGCUCCCUCUGUGUUCUUUGGGGAAAGAAAUUGAGACUCAGACCCCAAGUGCCUUGUUUCAGGUACUGUAGAAAGUGUUCCAGGCUGGGAGUGUGGCCAGCCCGGAUCCUGCUCGCCUCCUGUCCCCAGGGCCACCCGAGCACGCAGGAGAGGGAUUAGGACACCACAGUGCGCGCCGUGGGCCCCUGAUACCCUGUGCCCCAGCCCUGUGGUGUUUGAGGGGAGCUUCUGCUCCAGUGCCCUCUGGCAGACCGGGUCACCUCUGCAGGUAGGGCUGACGGGACCUCCUAACCUCACUGCCCUCGGCCUCCUGCCGCGCCUGCUGCUUUCUGCUCCAGGCAGCAGGGCCUGGGCCCUGGACACGAGGCCCUCUUUGCAGCCAGCUUGCAACCUUCCCUCCGCCUUCAAGGCCCGAUCCACAGGAGUGCCCUAGAUGUGGCACGCGUGGCUGUCCUCUCUGGCCUCCCACAGACCCAGUGAGUGCGUCCCUGCUCCUGACGGGGGAGGGAAGGGAAGCACGCGCCCAGAGACGGGCCCCUGCCCUCAGUGUGCUUCUCAGGGGUGGGAACUGGUUCUCCCUUUUGCAGAUGGCUAAGCUGAGGCUUGGAGGGGUCAGGGACCCGUCCAGGGCCACACGGCUGGUGAAGUGCACCUAAGCAUGGCUGUUGGGGGACAGCCAGGCUGUCUCCUUGCUCUGGGAUGUGGGAUUGCCCUCACCCCUCUUCCGCUGCCCCCACAGAGCCGGCCAGGCCACAGCGUGGACACUGUCCCAGGCCACUGUGGCCCCAGCCCCGCCUGACAGGAUGAGCGGCUCAGACGCGGGGCUGGAGGAAGAGCCGGAGCUCAGCAUCACGCUCACGCUGCGGAUGCUGAUGCACGGGAAGGAGGUGGGCAGUAUAAUCGGGAAGAAGGGAGAGACUGUAAAGCGGAUCAGGGAGCAGAGCAGUGCCCGGAUCACCAUCUCCGAGGGCUCCUGCCCCGAGCGCAUCACCACCAUCACUGGGUCCACAGCCGCUGUCUUCCACGCCGUCUCCAUGAUCGCCUUCAAGCUAGAUGAGGACCUCUGUGCUGCUCCUGCAAAUGGUGGGAACGUCUCCAGGCCUCCCGUGACCUUGCGCCUCGUCAUCCCUGCCAGCCAGUGUGGCUCGCUGAUCGGGAAGGCAGGCACCAAGAUCAAGGAGAUCCGAGAGACCACGGGUGCUCAGGUGCAGGUGGCGGGGGACUUGCUCCCCAAUUCCACAGAGCGUGCUGUCACCGUGUCUGGGGUGCCUGAUGCCAUUAUCCUGUGUGUGCGGCAGAUCUGUGCUGUUAUCCUGGAGUCCCCACCCAAAGGAGCCACCAUCCCCUACCAUCCAAGCCUCUCCCUGGGUACGGUCCUCCUGUCUGCCAACCAGGGCUUCCCCGUCCAGGGUCAGUACGGGGCUGUGACCCCAGCUGAGGUCACCAAGCUCCAGCAGCUCUCAGGCCACGCAGUCCCCUUUGCCUCCCCUAGCGUGGUGCCAGGACUGGAUCCCGGCACACAGACCAGCUCGCAGGAAUUCCUGGUCCCCAAUGACCUGAUCGGCUGUGUGAUCGGGCGCCAGGGCAGCAAGAUCAGUGAGAUCCGGCAGAUGUCGGGGGCACACAUCAAGAUCGGGAAUCAAGCCGAGGGCGCUGGCGAGCGGCACGUGACCAUCACCGGCUCGCCCGUCUCCAUCGCCCUGGCCCAGUACCUCAUCACUGCCUGUCUAGAGACGGCCAAGUCUACCUCUGGGGGGACGCCUGGCUCAACCCCCGCAGACCUGUCCGCCCCCUUCUCGCCGCCCCUGACGGCCCUGCCCACGGCUCCCCCAGGCCUGCUGGGCACGCCCUACGCCAUCUCCCUCUCCAACUUCAUCGGCCUCAAGCCCGUGCCCUUCUUGGCUCUACCGCCCGCCUCCCCAGGGCCACCGCCGGGCUUGGCGGCCUACACUGCCAAGAUGGCCGCGGCCAAUGGGAGCAAGAAAGCCGAGCGGCAGAAAUUCUCCCCCUACUGAGGCCGCCGGAGCCACAGGCAGGGGCAGGUGGGCCCGCCGGCCGGGGGGCUGCCCUGGCACCCUGCCUGCCCCAGGAGACUCCACCCAGGGCUCCCAGAUGCCGCUAACGCCAGACGCAUGGAUGCACUCCCUCCCCUGCCUGGGUCUGUGCGAUUCCUUAGCCCACAGCAGGUGCAGUUCCUGGCCCAGGGCUCCGGGAGCUGUGGCAGCCCCAGGGCAGGGGCCCCCAUCCCCUCGGCUCUGUGCUCAGAUGCAGGGAGCAGCCAGGGGCCUCUCUGGUGUCCCCACCACGGUGGGGAGUCACUCCUGCACACCCCACCCCUCUGGGCUUCCGGCCUCCUGCCCGCUGUGGGGCUCAGGGAGGAGAGCGUGGGGGUGGCUGGAGCCGUGCUUCUGUCCCCGCCUCCUGCGGGUCCCUGCUGCUCCCCCCCGCGCCCUGUGACUGGAAUGGACUGGCUGGGCUUGCCUUUGGGCAGCCCGGGGAGGGGGCUCUGCUGGGAGCCGGGGCAGUGGCAUGGGGGCAGGGGCCCAGUUCGGAGCAGCAGACACUGUACAGUUUUUUUCAAUCCCUGUUUUUGAAUAAACAUUCUCAGCGA